Messenger RNA from Bacidia gigantensis, 501 nucleotides. RefSeq lists its product as uncharacterized. The transcript is spliced from 3 exons. The record is from RefSeq and is a predicted model, not a curated record. Bases 1 to 501 code for a protein of 166 amino acids. Lineage: Eukaryota; Fungi; Ascomycota; Lecanoromycetes; Lecanorales; Ramalinaceae.
AUGGUUCUAACGGUUACAUCCCCGUUGGUCAUCCGUGGUAGGCCAUGUCGAUGGCGCAUUAGUGGGUUCGCAGAGAAAGUGACCCGUUCCCAUAAGCAGAACGAUCGUGAUCACGCUGGUCUUGCCGACGGCACUGCCGACGAAGCUCAGCAUCUGCCCCGCUACUUCGCCAAGAGCGGCCACAUCGACUCCGAUCCCAAGAAGGUGAAGAAGGAGGGCGGUGGCAAAGGUAAUUGGGGCACGCCUGGGGACGAAUCCCAGGACUACGGAUACAACUUCACCAACGCUCGUCGCCGCUCCAAUUCCAGCUCUCAUAGUCAUCACAUCACCGAUUUCAAAACCAAAUUCGAGGCUGUCGAAGCCGACCCUGUCUUCGAAGAAGAAUUUCAUGGUCCCCAAGAGGAUGUUGACGAUGGUCAAAUGAGCCACCUCGAGAAGGGUGAAAGUGCCGAUAGCAUUAGCUCUGCUAGCGUCGAAGAGGAAGAAGCGGCGAAGAAGUAA